Molecule: messenger RNA, 1455 nt
Organism: Oncorhynchus gorbuscha (pink salmon)
Lineage: Eukaryota; Metazoa; Chordata; Actinopteri; Salmoniformes; Salmonidae
Gene: cxcr2
Product: chemokine (C-X-C motif) receptor 2
Exons: 2
Coding region: 147-1235 (362 amino acids)
Biological process (GO): neutrophil chemotaxis; immune response; G protein-coupled receptor signaling pathway
Cellular component (GO): membrane
Molecular function (GO): chemokine receptor activity
Source: RefSeq, a predicted model, not a curated record
UCAGUCUAGUGUGAGAGUAACAGACAGGAAAAGGCUUCAGUUUCAGAGAAGAAAGUGCUGAGACGCUGAGACAGACACUCUUCUGCUUGCUGAUAGUGUUUUCUGCUGCUUUUCUGAACUGUCAAGAGGACAGGAAUAGCCAGCCCAUGGAAAUGCCAGAAAUGGAUGUUGACCUUUCUCUCUUCGUUGAAUUCCUCAACUUCACUUAUCCUCCCAUAGACGAGCUCAUGGGGGUCCCUUGUAACGUCUCUAUCUUGGGCUUGAGCAGUGUUGGUCUAAUGAUCACCUACAUCGCUGUGUUCAUCUUCAGUGUGCUGGGUAACAGUGUAGUCAUCUACGUGGUGUGCUGCAUGGCUAGGGGCCGGACCACCACAGACGUCUAUCUGAUGCACCUGGCAAUGGCUGACCUCCUCUUCACCUCGACCCUCCCCUUUUGGGCCGUCUAUGUCUACUCCCACUGGAUUUUCGGUACCUUCCUCUGCAAGUUCCUGUCUGGCCUCCAGGAUGCUGCCUUUUAUUGUGGGGUUUUCCUGUUAGCGUGCAUUAGUGUGGACCGCUACCUGGCUAUCGUGAAGGCCACGCGGGCACUGGCACAGCGGCGCCACCUGGUGGGGUUGGUGUGCGGAGCCGUGUGGCUGGGGGCGGGGCUACUCUCAUUGCCCGUGGCACUCCAACGGGAGGCUAUCCAACCCGAGGAUCUUGAAGGCCAGAUCAUCUGCUUUGAGAACCUGACUGCGGCGAGCAGCGAUCGGUGGCGGCUGGGUGUGCGGGUGAUUCGCCACGUGCUGGGCUUCUUCCUGCCACUGUCGGUCAUGGUCGUCUGCUACAGCUGCACUGCAGCGACGCUGUUCCGUGGCGUGCGCAUCGGCUGCCAGAAGCACAAGGCCAUGCGCGUCAUCCUGGCCGUGGUGCUGGCGUUCGUGGCAUGCUGGCUGCCGCGCAACAUCAGCGUGCUGGUAGACACGCUGAUGCGGAGUGGCUCGCUGGGCGAGGAGACGUGUGAGUUCCAGAACAAGGUGAGCGUGGCGCUGUAUGUGACUGAGGUGAUGGCGUUCACGCACUGCGCCGUCAACCCCGUGCUGUAUGCCUUCAUCGGGCAGAAGUUCCGGAACCAGCUCUUGGUGGUGCUCCACAAGCAUGGGCUGAUCAGCAAGAGGUUGAUGGUGGCGUACCACAGUGGCUCAGUCAACAGCACGGCCAGUCAAAGGUCUAGGAACACAUCUGUUACCCUGUAAGGUUUCAGUAAUCAGGGGGUGGUGUGGAAGGGUCGAGUUUCAUUGGUUCCUCACACCGUAUGGUCAGGGGUGCAGGCAUGGCGAGAAACUUGUUCUUCAUGUUCUAGGGGGGGGUGUGUGUGUGUGUGUGUGUGUGUGUGUGUGUGUGUGUGUGUGUGUGUGUGUGUGUGUGUGUGUGUGUGUGUGUGUGUGUGUGUGUGUGUGUGUGUGUGUGUGUGUG